Molecule: messenger RNA, 750 nt
Organism: Penicillium daleae
Lineage: Eukaryota; Fungi; Ascomycota; Eurotiomycetes; Eurotiales; Aspergillaceae
Exons: 1
Coding region: 1-750 (249 amino acids)
Biological process (GO): regulation of translational fidelity
Cellular component (GO): cytoplasm
Molecular function (GO): double-stranded RNA binding; nucleotidyltransferase activity; tRNA binding
Source: RefSeq, a predicted model, not a curated record
AUGAGCAUGGACAGCUGCGACACUCAUAAAAUAUCACCCAAGAAAGAUGCCCAGGAGGUCUUUCAAAUUAUCAUCGAUGGCGGAAUCGCUAUCAUCCCAAGCAAUGUUGGAUACGGAAUCAUUGCUAGUCACCCGCAAGCAGUUCGUCGUAUAUUCGACGCGAAAAAGCGCCAGCCGCAUAAACGUCACGCCAUGAUCGGCAAUUACAAUCUUCACAAAAAGGUUCACAGGCUCCCUGCGCGAGAGGCAGAGAUGGUCAGACUUCUGACAGUGGAUUUGGACCUUCCUAUUGGAGUCGUGGCCUCGUAUCGUCCAGACAAUCCAAUAAUUCGGAAGAUUCCACAGGAUUUACUCGAGGGCUGCUCUAUUGAGGGAACUAUAGCUAUGCUUGUCAAUGGAGGGGAGCUUCAAGAGGAGUUAUCCAAGCUCGCAGCCAAUGCAGAGCUCCCAUUGCUCGGGUCUUCGGCAAACCUAACGGGGACAGGAACGAAAGUAGCUGUAGAAGAAAUUGAACCGGAGAUUACAGCGGUGGCGAAUAUUAUUGUCGACUAUGGAAGACAGAAGUAUUCGCAACCCCGACUUUCAUCCACAAUGAUAGAUUUCAACAACUUGAGAGUGCUCCGAUUUGGAGCCUGUUACAGUGUGAUACAAGAUGUGCUUUCGCGCUUCUACGGCGUCCAUUUACCAGAUGAUCCAGGCCGGGAGGUGUUGUUCUCUGGACAUCUCCCCCGCGGUUGCGAUACACUUUGA